This is a messenger RNA of Adelges cooleyi (spruce gall adelgid), 1690 nucleotides long. Its product is annotated as electron transfer flavoprotein beta subunit lysine methyltransferase-like. The record is from RefSeq and is a predicted model, not a curated record. The transcript has 4 exons. The coding region runs from base 843 to 1577 and encodes 244 amino acids. Lineage: Eukaryota; Metazoa; Arthropoda; Insecta; Hemiptera; Adelgidae. Gene Ontology annotation, biological process: peptidyl-lysine trimethylation. Gene Ontology annotation, cellular component: mitochondrial matrix. Gene Ontology annotation, molecular function: protein-lysine N-methyltransferase activity.
CGAGUAUUUGAAUUAUUUUCAUACGAAUAGUAUUAUUCGAUUAUUUGAAUAAUUCGAAUAAUAGAAAAAUUCGAUUCGAGGUCUCAGCUCUAGUUGUUACACAUUUUUUUUACAAAGCAAGUCUAUUUUCAGUGGGUUAUAAAGUAACAAUUACAUUAUAAAUUAAUUACUAUAAUAAUUAAAUUAUAUACCCAAAUAUUAAUGCGCAAUAUGCAGACAUAAUUCUUUAUCUACUAAACACAGUAUGAUCAAUAAUUUUGGACGCAGGACGGUACAGAAUGCUCUAUGCAUUUUAUGGUCUAAGACUAAGUUAAAAACACGUAUGUAUGCAAAUCAGUUAUUUAAUUUUUCCUACCACUUGUUUUUUUAAAAUGUUUUUAGAAACCACUGAGUUUUCUUAUCAUUUGUAGGUAAAUAGGUCUUUAGCCUUAUCAUUUAUAAUUUCACAAUUCACUAUUCUAAUCACAGACUUCUAUACUAACUACUAGAAGUCUGCGAUUCUAAUUUAAAACUUCUAUCAGAAUAAUGCAGUAGGCUUUUCACGAUCACUAUUAAUUUUGUUUAAGAUUUACAUGGUGAAAAAUAUUGUAAAUAUUCUAUGGAGUUAAACUUUGAAUAAUAAAUGUACGAUACUUAUCUAUAGUUACUAAUAUAUUAUAGAUAUUUAAAAUGUCAGAAUACUAAAUUAAAUGCAUCAGAACUGCAGAAAAUUACCUGUAAAAACUACCUAAAUCAGCAUUCAACGAUAGUUGGUCUGAUAAAAUAUCAUGCUUGGGUAUUUUUUCUUUUAAUCAUACUUUUUAUGUAAAAAUUAACAAAUUAUAUAGUUCUAAUUUUUCAAAAUGAGUGCACAGCUUAAAAAAACUGUUCAUUUGUUACUGUUGCAAAAGUUAAAUUAUAACCAGCUCCGUUACUGUACUGCUAAAGAAAAAGAUUAUGCUAGAAAAAUAAAAGAAAGUACCGUUGUAUGUUCAAACCAUUUGACACCAGAAAUUAAACUGCAUUUAAUUACGGAACAGUGCAAACUAUGGUAUUCGACAAGUGAUGAAUGUGAAUUUGAGGAUCCAUUCUGGGCAUUUUAUUGGCCCGGUGGACAAGUUAUUUCUAGAUUUUUAUUAGACAACCAAAAUCAAGUAAAUAAAAAAAAAGUUUUGGAUAUUGGCAGUGGAAGUGCAGCAUGUUCUAUAGCUGCAGCUAUGGCGGGUGCUAAUACUGUUACAGCUAAUGAUAUAGAUCUCGUUGCAUGUGUAGCAGCGACAUUAAAUGCACAACUGAACAAUGUUAAAUUGGAAAUUUCAUCUGAUAACUUUUUAUUCAGUGAAGGUUUGCAGUAUGAUGUUAUUAUUAUUGGUGACAUGUUUUACUCAAAAGAAUUAGCUGACGUACUUUGGAAAUGGCUAUUUAAACUUUGUGAUAAAGGACAAACUAUACUAAUCGGGGAUCCUGGUAGGCAUUGUUUUCAACCUGAUCAAAAUUUACAGAAACGAUUAAUAAAACUUAAAGAAUAUAAUUUAACUGAAAACUGUUGUUUGGAAAAUCGAGGAUUUUCUACAGCAUCUGUUUGGACAAUAAAUUAAAGAAAAUUUUGUUUGAGUUUAAAAAAAAAACUUUGUUGUAGUUUUUUUGUUACAAAAUAUAUUAGGAAGAAUAUAAUUUUUUUUUUUGUCAAUAUUUGCUCAAAAAGGCUUUA